GAGAGUGAGAGAUAGAGAGAGAGAGAGAGAUCUCAGGAAGCGCAGGCGACAGACAGCAGCGCUGUGAAAGCAUUCAGUCGCAGGUUUCUGACUCUGAGUGUGUCUGUGUCUCGCUGUCUCUCACUCCACCCACCAGUCUCUUUUUUUCAGGAGCAAGCCGAGCCUGUGGAACUCCUGCUGGCUGUGCGCAGGGCUCGACACGCUCCUCUGCAGUGAUGAGGGGUACGACAGCAAGUGCCUACAACAGGUCUGACAGAAUGAGGCCAAAAUGAAGGCAUCCAUCUAUCCGUGCUGAUGGCAUGCAGGAUGACGGGGCCCGUCUGGGAACAUGUGUAGCGUUCACUAUAACCACAGCCUAACUGCCAUGAGCGGGAGUGACAUCAUGGCCUAUUCUCUGAGUCUGGAGCAGAAGACGGCGUUUGCCUUCGUUGGUAUGUUGCUGGUUUUUCUCGGCCUGUUGAUCGUCAGGUGUUUCCGGAUCCUUCUGGACCCUUACAGUAGCAUGCCAUCCUCCAGCUGGGGCGACGGAGUGGAGGGCCUGGAAAAAGGGACAUUUGAAUAUGCUCUUACCUGAGACUAUGUUCCCAAAGAUGCCAAACUCCCAGUUCAUGGCUUCAUUCUAGAGCCCCUUGAAUCAUAUAAAGCCUUUGCACCCUACGGGGGCAUGCACACAGGAUGCUUUCAACAUUGGGCAAAACUUGGGACUAUUUUUAACUUGAUACACCUUUCUUGAAAUAGGUAAUGAUUGGUGAUGCAAUGGCCAAGGAUGUCAAUUCGAUGCAUGCACACACUGAUAGGGUUGCAAAGGGGUGGAAAAUUUCGGAAACUUUCCAGAAAGUUUUCCAGGGUUCUUUGGAAACCUUUGGGAAUUUUUUGGAGACUUUUGAAAUGUGUCAGGAAUUUUUUCACCCCUUUGCAACCCUAUACACUGAUCAGCAACAUAGCAGCAAUGGAUCACAAGAACGAGUCCUGUGUGAACGUCCCUAAAGGGUGUGAGAAUUCAUCCAAACGACACACACUGUGACGCAUGGCCCGCUGUUAUGGCAUCUUAUAUGAUGUCACACCAUUUAGCCACUGGGCAUCUCAGGGAAGAGUAGAGAAAGACUUGAAUUAAAGGAAACAAGAUGGCACACAUGCAAGACAAUGCCAGGAUCUAAACAGGGUAAUCUCACCCUUUUAUUCAUAAUGUAAGUCUAGCGUCCACCCCGUUUAGUGAUGAAGUACAAGGACUGCAUGCUUGCAAUGCGCCACGCAAACAUACGUCUCCGGCCUAGCUCUCCUGUUUACCGUCAUCUGGGAUCUCGAGGCCAAUCCAGCUAAAAUAACCUGCUGUCUUUGAGAAGUAUUAAGCUGUGAAGUCUUAACAUCUCUGUAGACCUGUGUCUGUUUUUUCAAAUAUUAUCAAUCGGUUGCUCUUCACUUACUGCCUAUGAACACAUCUGCACACAAGCCACAGAGACUCUGCAGGACACUGAGAGUGAAGAUUCUUCAUCCUGCCACCUCAGUGUUUGUUUGUUUGUUUGUGUGACAGAGGAAGGGUGUGUCACCAUGACAACAGCAGAAAGAUGCGAGCUGGUUGUGAGUGAUGCACCAAUGAAAGCAUAGCUCAUCUCCAGUGUUCUAGUGCUGUGAAUCUGCCUUACUGGGUUUCUGUGCCUUCAUUUAGCGACGGUAGCGUUUCUCUCUUGUUUGUGUGCAUCCGUGUGUGUG
Messenger RNA from Carassius carassius (crucian carp), 1710 nucleotides. RefSeq names its product cortexin 2 (gene ctxn2). The transcript has 2 exons. Bases 329 to 574 code for a protein of 81 amino acids. Lineage: Eukaryota; Metazoa; Chordata; Actinopteri; Cypriniformes; Cyprinidae. The record is from RefSeq and is a predicted model, not a curated record.